AUGUCAUAUUCUAGUAGUGGAGCUGUAGCAACUUUAUGGUCUCCAACUAAUUACAACGGCGCAACCAAAAUUCCAGUACCAAGCACAACUCGUCGGUACUCUACCACCUCGAGUACUUCCACAUAUCGAUCGAGCGGAAGUCAGGAGCGAUCGUACUACGGUUCGACGACAAACUCGUACGCUACCUCCUCGAGAAAUGUUCAAACAGAGUACCGAUCCAGAUAUUCUACUCCGAUUAGGUAA
Molecule: messenger RNA, 243 nt
Organism: Pediculus humanus corporis (human body louse)
Lineage: Eukaryota; Metazoa; Arthropoda; Insecta; Psocodea; Pediculidae
Exons: 1
Coding region: 1-243 (80 amino acids)
Source: RefSeq, a predicted model, not a curated record